CCCAGGGAGAAGAAGCCCCAUUAUAAGCUUUCCUCUCCUCUUACAUAUAUUCACCAUGGCCACCAACCAACUCCUCCCUCUCCUCCUCCUCGCCCUAGUCGCCGGCUCCCAUGCGGGCAGCAUCGCUGUCUACUGGGGCCAGAACGGCAAUGAGGGCACCCUCGCCGACACCUGCUCCAGCGGCCUCUACGCCUACGUCAACCUCGCCUUCCUCACCACAUUCGGCAACGGCCAGACCCCCGUCCUCAAUCUCGCAGGCCACUGCGACCCCAGCGCCGGUACCUGCACCAGCCUCUCCUCCGACAUCCAGUCCUGCCAGUCUCAGGGCGUCAAGGUCCUCCUCUCCCUCGGCGGUGCCUCCGGAAGCUACUCCCUCUCCUCCGCCGACGACGCCCAAAGCGUCGCCAACUACCUUUGGGACAACUUCCUUGGUGGCAGCUCCUCCUCUCGCCCCCUCGGCGAUGCCGUCCUCGAUGGCAUCGACUUCGACAUCGAGGCAACCAACGGAGACUUCUUCGACGACCUUGCAAAGGAUCUGGCGCAGUUCAGCAGCCAGGGAAAGAAGGUCUACCUCACGGCGGCGCCACAGUGCCCGUACCCCGAUGCGCACCUCAACACGGCGCUGCAGACUGGGAUUUUCGACUAUGUUUGGAUCCAGUUCUACAACAACCCAUCGUGCGAGUACUCCUCAGGGAGUAUCGACAAUUUGACCAGUGCGUGGAGAACCUGGAUAUCGAGCGUGACGGCGACCAGCUUUUUCUUGGGCUUGCCGGCGUCGUCCGCUGCGGCCGGGAGCGGAUACAUUCCCCCCGACGUGCUGAUCUCUCAGGUGCUGCCGGCAAUUAAGAGCAUUGGUAAGUAUGGUGGGAUAAUGCUGUGGAACAGGUACUACGAUGAGCUGAACAACUAUAGCGCCACCGUGAAGAGUAGCGUUUGAAUUGCGCCGCAUACAUACAAGGAGGUCUAUACUUACGAGCAUGUUUACUCAAAUAAUGACGAGCAGGUUGCUUGCCAAGAUCCAGUCUUAAGAUUAAACGUGUAUGGGAAAUAAAGAAGUGACAUGGAUGCAUAUUUUUACUACAAUAAGUGAUCUUCCUUGAAAAAGAAAAUAGAUAAAUAAAGUCUACUGCGAGAUGCUUGUUUGUUCCCCCA
Elaeis guineensis (African oil palm) is the source of this 1152-nucleotide messenger RNA. RefSeq names its product acidic endochitinase. Gene Ontology annotation, molecular function: chitinase activity. The record is from RefSeq and is a predicted model, not a curated record. Gene Ontology annotation, biological process: carbohydrate metabolic process. NCBI's taxonomy places the organism in Eukaryota, Viridiplantae, Streptophyta, Magnoliopsida, Arecales, Arecaceae. Gene Ontology annotation, cellular component: extracellular region.